GUCAAGCCAAUCUACUCGAAAAGCAUGCUUGUGCAUUUAGCUCUGCGUUUUAUUGAAGGGGAACAGGGGAAUGAGUUUUCUUUACGUUUUCUAGCCGCAGUACUUGUUCUGUGACUCUAUUUGUCAUCCGACGGCCCCUCAAUCAUCACGCACUCUACCAAAAACUUUUCAAGCCAAAAUGCCUCGAAUUCACUACAUCGGAUACCCAUCGCGUUUCCACGGUAAAUAUCUCCUAUGGAUCCUCGGCAACCUCAAAGACUUUGGUGUUGGUCGCGUUGUCACACGUUCAAUCUUCGACCGUUACCCCGAGCAAACAUACUGGAUCAUCAAGCGAGUGGUUCCUUUCAUGGACCCAAACAACAAUUACGGCGACGUUUGGGCAGAGCAUGUUUUCCGAGGCAGGAGAAUCCCGGGUGAGAUCCUCAUGCAGGACUCGCAUUUGCCGGACUUCAGGCUUGUGCCCAAAGGUGAAGAACACAAACUGUUGGGUAUUCCACUGGACGAGAGUCCUCCGAAGAUUCUUCCCAGGGAACGGCCCUUUUCACCUUUGCUACGUAUGAUCAUUGAGAGAGACCUCCGGGCUAAAGGUGUCGAACCUACAAAAGAGCCUACCAUGGAAGCGAUGUAUGCUACAUCGGUAGCCGGUGUUUCUAGGCGUGCUGAAGAAGGUGAAACACCAACGGUAGACUUUGCUAACACCAAGAAGUUCAUCUUCGAAAAGUUUCGGAAAGGAGUCGUCGAAAUUUAGUUGCAUCAACUAUGGCUCUUGUUCUCGUGUAUUUUGCGUUAAUUCAUGCGUGUAAAAUAGAGUAAAAUGUGGUCGGAUGCGGCAAGGAAAGCUAGAUAGAAAAAUAAAUGAUUGUAAAU
This is a messenger RNA of Ornithodoros turicata, 867 nucleotides long. RefSeq lists its product as uncharacterized. Gene Ontology annotation, molecular function: structural constituent of ribosome. Lineage: Eukaryota; Metazoa; Arthropoda; Arachnida; Ixodida; Argasidae. The coding region runs from base 179 to 748 and encodes 189 amino acids. The record is from RefSeq and is a predicted model, not a curated record. The transcript has a single exon. Gene Ontology annotation, biological process: mitochondrial translation. Gene Ontology annotation, cellular component: mitochondrial small ribosomal subunit; mitochondrion.